CUCGGCUGUAUAUUCUGUAGUCAAAUCAAUGAGAUCGAAAUCGGCCACUCUUUCAAAUCCUGACCCGAGCCUCACCUGAGACCCUUCUUCGCUUCAGCGCAGCUCUGACGAUGCCGACUUCGAGUGACGAGGAGAGUUACUCGUACAAAACCUCUAUUUCUGACGAAGAGUUGGAUUAUAACCCUUGCCAAUCAUGUGUCCUUUCUACCAACUGCUUGGAGAACGUCUUCCCAGCACUAGAUACCGAAGAGAACCAGUUCGCCAAAAUGCCUGACACUGAUUACAUCCUUAUCUCGCUGGAUUUCCAUCAUAUUUGCUUGAGAGAGCUCAGUGUAUCCAUACAUGGACCGUCAUAUCGACAAGAUCCUAUCAUCGAGGCCGGAGUCGCGUAUCUCGACAUGCGAGAUAUCUUGUAUGACCGUGGUAAAGGCGUCAUGCCUGGAGAUCGUGGGUCGUCCUGGUUCAAGUACAUGACACCUCUCCACUAUAUAGUGGAAGAGUUCGAGAACCAAGACGAAUCAGAUCAGUCGCCAUAUUUGUUCGCUUUUGGCCGAUCAAGAAGGGUUCAGGAGAAAGAUCUUGCGUACAGAUUUUACCGAGUCUUUUCAGCACUGAGAAAAAAGAACAGACGGAAAGAUGAGGUCGAGCAAGGACGUCUUCGACAGCUCAUUUUGCUGACCUUUGACACAGAGCCCGUCAAAACUGCGCUGUUGCAGCUUGCUUUGGAGUGGUUAGCAGAACCCAAUGUGCAGAUAUGGGACUUGAAGAAGGAGAAUCAGUUUCAGACACGCCUUCAACAACCCGCAGUAUUUGAGCAUAUUCUGGAGCGCCUGGGUAUUCGGUUUGAAGAUACUCGAUUCGGAAAGCUCACAUCAUGUUCGGGGAAUGCAACUGUGUUUAUGAUUCAGACCAUCCUGGCCUUCUCCUAUAAAAACGCAGGUCAAAAAGCGUUGCUUGAGGAGCGUAGACCAUUGAGUUGGCUGCGAUAUACUUGGGUAGGCCAUUCAUUAGAUCAGAUGAAUUUGGCGCCGGGAGAUGUACCAAGGAGAAGGCAUGAAAGCGAGAUGAAUCGUCAUAAUGUCCCUCAGAAGAAGAAUGAGAAGGCGUUCGGCUGAUAGUUGCUGGGUGCAGAUCCGGGUUCCUGCUAAACUGAGGCUUGAGGCGUAGAAUAGACAUCACCUGCCUAAUCAUAUUACAGCGUAUGUUCCAUAUAGUAAUGAGGAAGGACGUAUUUGACACAACUUGCCUUUGUUAGGGAUGUGAAUCACAGCUGGAAGGUGCUUGCAAUUCAUAACAGUCCGACUGACCUCUUUCAACGUCGACUCAACAUCAACA
Fusarium odoratissimum NRRL 54006 is the source of this 1335-nucleotide messenger RNA. RefSeq lists its product as uncharacterized. NCBI's taxonomy places the organism in Eukaryota, Fungi, Ascomycota, Sordariomycetes, Hypocreales, Nectriaceae. The transcript has a single exon. Bases 111 to 1115 code for a protein of 334 amino acids. The record is from RefSeq and is a predicted model, not a curated record.